Molecule: messenger RNA, 1562 nt
Organism: Cuscuta campestris
Lineage: Eukaryota; Viridiplantae; Streptophyta; Magnoliopsida; Solanales; Convolvulaceae
Source: the annotation of a GenBank genome assembly
GUCCGAAACGGAGGCCCAUAUUUUGGACCGAAGAACGCCGAUUUCUGGUUCAACUUUCUUAUUUUUUUUCAGCUCUGCAAACGAACGUCGUAGAAGUCAGAGGGAGAUCAUCAUCCUUCUUUCACUCCCUUUCUAUCUUCGUGCUGGGGCGGGCAUCUCUUUCCAGUUCUUUGCAUCUCAAAGCUCAAUCAAAUUCUGGUAAUUUCGACAAAUCUUCGCGAAUCAAAUCCACACCGAAGAUCUAUUUCAAGCCGCGGAUUGAAUCAUUUAUGUUUUUCUCGCCGAUUCAUUGUUUCAAAUUCCCAGGAAAGGAAAAAUAAAGAAAUAAAAAGAUGGGAGUGAAACAGGCAAUCAAAGCAAUAGAUGCUUUUCCCCGUGCUGAAGAGCAUUUGUUGCAGAAGACCAAAUCUGGCGCCCUUGUCUCUAUUGUCGGGUUAGUCAUCAUGGCAACACUUUUCUUGCACGAACUAAGAUAUUAUCUUACCACAAAUACGGUUCAUCAGAUGGCUGUUGACUUGAAACGCGGGGAAACUCUCCCCAUACACAUCAAUAUGUCAUUCCCUUCUUUGCCUUGUGAUGUUUUGAGCGUCGAUGCAAUUGACAUGUCUGGAAAGCAUGAAGUAGAUCUUGAUACUAAUAUAUGGAAGCUUCGUUUAAACCGUGAUGGCUACAUUAUUGGCACUGAAUAUGUAUCAGACCUGGUGGAGAAGGAACAUUCAAAGGAGCAUUCGGGUCACAACCAUGAUGAUCAUAAAGACCAUCAGAAAGAUUUACACCUGCAAGGUUUUGAUGAAGAAGCAGAAAAAUUUAUUAAAAAAGUUAAGCAAGCAUUGGAUAACGGAGAAGGAUGCCGGGUGUAUGGUACUUUGGAUGUUCAACGUGUUGCUGGCAACUUUCAUAUAUCUGUCCAUGGCCUUAACAUUUUUGUUGCUCAAAUGAUUUUUCAAGGGUCUAAUCAUGUUAAUGUAAGUCAUGUCAUCCAUGACUUAUCAUUUGGCCCAAAAUAUCCCGGAAUCCACAACCCUCUAGAUGGAACGGAGCGGAUUCUGCAUGGGGCAAGUGGAACUUUCAAAUAUUAUAUAAAGAUUGUUCCUACUGAAUACAGAUAUCUGUCGAAAGAAGUUUUACCUACUAAUCAAUUCUCUGUGACCGAGUAUUAUUCCCCAAUACACGAGUUUGAUCGGGCAUGGCCAGCUGUGUACUUUUUGUAUGAUUUAUCACCAAUCACUGUUACUAUCAGAGAAGAACGCCGAAACUUUCUCCACUUCAUCACCCGGCUUUGUGCUGUUCUUGGUGGUACAUUUGCCUUGACAGGAAUGCUGGACAGAUGGAUGUAUCGGUUUGUUGAAGCAGUGACAAAGCCAAACAGUAGAAAUAUUGUUAGGUAAAUUUUGCCCAACCUGAUGGAAAUCGCAGUGUAUUAUUAACUCUUGGAGCGCAUCUAAUAUGCUUCCAUUGUGGUUUCGUUAGUAUUCUUCUGCAAAACUAACUUCCCAACAUUGUAUUUCAACACAUACAUAUUUAUUAUAUAUACGUACAUUGAUUAAAAGCUAGAAUUAUGG